This is a messenger RNA of Prorocentrum cordatum, 573 nucleotides long. The record is from the annotation of a GenBank genome assembly. NCBI's taxonomy places the organism in Eukaryota, Dinophyceae, Prorocentrales, Prorocentraceae.
UGCAGCCCGAGUGGCCCGGGUUUGCAUUGACCCAGGUCAGUGCGUCCUCGCAUUGUUGCUGCUUCUCAGUCGUCCUCGUCCUCCUCUACCCCCCGCGUGUUCAGCCGUUCUGCCUCAAUCGCCUUUUUGCGCACCGUGCCGCGCCCGCCCGCGCGAAGUCCAGCAGCAAGGAUGGCCGCCAUGCAGGGGGCGUUCUUUCCGAUCAGCGAGCUUUCGACCUACAACAGCAAGUGGACGAUCCGCGCCCGGGUCACGUCAAAGGCUCAGAUCCGCACCUUCCGCAAGGGCAACGGCGAGGGGAAGGUGUUCCACGUGGAACUGCUCGACGCGGAGGGGGGCGAGAUCCGCGCGAGUUUCUUCAACGACGCCGUCGACCAGUUCCACAGCAAGUUGGACAAGGGCAAGUGCUUCACCUUCUCGGGGGGCAGCCUGCGCGUCGCCAACAAGCAGUUCAACACGUGCAACCACCGCUACGAGAUCACUUUCGACAAGGGCGCGAAGAUCGAGGAGGUCGAGGAAGUGGCCCAGAUCGGGAAGCAUGUCUUCAAGCUGACGGACCUGCGCGCGAUCCAG